This is a messenger RNA of Aspergillus nidulans FGSC A4, 638 nucleotides long. Its product is annotated as cytochrome c oxidase subunit VIa. The record is from RefSeq and is a predicted model, not a curated record. Bases 1 to 405 code for a protein of 134 amino acids. The transcript has 4 exons. NCBI's taxonomy places the organism in Eukaryota, Fungi, Ascomycota, Eurotiomycetes, Eurotiales, Aspergillaceae. Gene Ontology annotation, cellular component: mitochondrial inner membrane.
AUGAUUGCCCAGCGCAGUGUCCUCCGCCUCGCCCAGCGUUCCACUCCGGUUCGCUCUGCCAUCCAGCGCCGCUUCAACAGCACUGACAAGCUGCCCUCCUGGGCAGUCGACAACGAGUUCAACCGCGAGCGAGCUGCUGUCAAGCACCAUGCGGCUUCCACCAGCAGUCUUUGGCUCAAGCUUUCCAUCUUUGCCGUUAUUCCCUGCUUGAUUGGCGGUGGCUACAACGCCUAUGUCCAGUGGAACGAGCACUGGGAGCACUGGGAGCACAUGCCUCCUCUUGAGGAACGCACCGAGUACCCCUACCAGAACAUCCGCACCAAGAACUUCCCUUGGGGAGACGGUGACAAGGUCACUGGAACUCCAAUGUCAACUACCACAACAAGGACAAGACCGCCUAAGUGAUUUUUCGUGAGUUAGGACUACGCCAACCCGAAAUACGAGACAUGUACAAUUAUACAGGAAGGAGGGCGAAUCCGGAACAUAUAGUCACAAGGCUCUGUUGGCGAAGCAGUUACCCAUCGGCUAUUACUAUGCUUCUUUGAGUUUCCUUUGUAUGCCACAAGCUCAUCCGCCGUUUUGAUUGAUUAUAAACAAGAUUCCAUUAUUUUCGAAUAUCAAAGGCCAGUUACAGCUAG